Molecule: messenger RNA, 3171 nt
Organism: Malania oleifera
Lineage: Eukaryota; Viridiplantae; Streptophyta; Magnoliopsida; Santalales; Ximeniaceae
Product: squamosa promoter-binding-like protein 7
Exons: 10
Coding region: 174-2606 (810 amino acids)
Cellular component (GO): nucleus
Molecular function (GO): DNA binding
Source: RefSeq, a predicted model, not a curated record
AACGCCAGUUGCUUGUGGUUCACGAAUUGCGACUUCCGGUCGAGUCAUCGCCUACCAAACAACUGAUUACUUUCCCUCCCGCCACCGCCGGCCCCCACCUUUUCUUCCCUUCUCCGCCACCCCUCACAACUACCACCACCUGUGUCUCUCUAGGGUUAGGGUUUUCUAAACUAAUGGAUAAUCCAUCUGCAUCUCCAUGUUCGUCUCCUUCUCCAUCUCCUUCUCCAUCUCCGCCUCUGCCUAGGGUUUCCGACAUGGACGUGUUUCCUCCCAUCUCUGAGGAUUCCACCGCCGUCUGGGACUGGGGCGACCUCCUCGACUUCACCGUCGACGAUCACCUCGCCAUAUCCUGGGACUCCGAUCGCCCCCCGCUGGCGAUCUGUCCCCCGCCGGAUGUUAAUACCGAGCGGGCGUCGCCGUCGCCCGAGGGUCUCGACCGGGUUCGGAAGCGGGACCCACGGUUGACCUGUUCUAACUUCUUGGCCGGGCGGAUCCCCUGCGCGUGUCCGGAGAUGGAUGAGAAAAUGAAUGAAGAGGGCGCGCCUGGGAAGAAGCGGGCGCGUACAGCACGGGCGACUGCGGGGAUGGUACGAUGUCAGGUUCCAGGAUGCGAAGCUGAUAUCAGGGAGCUUAAAGGAUAUCAUCGGCGGCAUAGGGUUUGUCUCCGUUGCGCAAAUGCUGGCACUGUUCUUCUGGAUGGACAGACCAUGAGAUACUGUCAGCAAUGUGGCAAGUUUCACAUUUUGUCAGAUUUUGAUGAAGGUAAACGCAGUUGUCGGAGAAAAUUAGAACGCCACAAUAAUAGACGGCGAAGAAAACCUUGUGAUUCCAAAAGUACAGUUGAAAAAGAAUCUCAAGGGGACCAGCCUGCUGAAGAUGGUGCCUGUGACAAUGAAGCAGGAAAAGAGAGUUUAUGCCUGAAUAGCCAGGUUGCUGAAGGAGAGAACUUAUUGGAGUCCAGUGAUAUGUAUCCUUCCACUCUAGGCUCGACACCUGGUUCCAAAAAUGUCCAGAGUGAUAGUGUUGCAUCUGUUGUGCUUUCUGGUGAUGCCCAAAUGGAUGGAGGAAAAGAUGGUUCCAAAUAUACUCUUUCUUCAGUCUACAGCGACAAUAAGAGUGCCUACUCAUCUAUGUGCUCAACAGGCCGAAUCUCAUUCAAGCUUUAUGACUGGAACCCUGCAGAAUUUCCGAGAAGACUACGACAUCAAAUAUUCCAAUGGUUGGCUAGCAUGCCUGUUGAGUUGGAGGGGUAUAUCCGCCCUGGGUGUACAAUCUUGACUGCUUUUAUUGCAAUGCCAAAGUUAAUGUGGGUUAAGUUAUAUGAAGAUCCUGCUUUAUAUAUACAUCACUUUGUUGUUGCACCUGGAGGAAUGCUAUUUGGAAAAGGCACAUUUUUUGUCUAUCUAAACAACAUAAUUUUUUGUGUUGAGAAAGAUGGAACUUCAAUUACAAAAAUCAAGGCAGAGAUGCGGGCUCCAAGGCUUCACUAUGUUCAUCCCAUUUGUUUUGAGGCUGGCAGGCCCAUGGAAUUUAUUGCUUGUGGAAGUAAUUUGAGCCCAGAUAAAUUUCGGUUUUUGAUUUCUUUUGCUGGGAAGUAUCUGCCAUGUGAUUAUUGCAUUGCAGUGCCACAUGGUGAAAGUGAAGGGAACACUGAUUGCAGUUAUGAACACCAAUUAUACAAGAUAUAUAUUGCUCAUACUGAACCAAAUCUUUUUGGCCCUGCAUUUAUUGAGGUUGAGAAUGAGUCUGGCUUAUCCAACUUUUUACCCAUUCUCAUUGGGGACAGAGAAGUUUGUUCUGAAAUGAUGAGACUGCAGCAGAAAUUUGAUGCAUCCCUCCGUUCGAAAGGGUCUGAGUUGCUGACUAUUGGUUCUCCACCUGACCCUUGUGAGGUUUUUGUGUUGAGACAAACAUCAAUUUCUGAAUUUCUGUUGGAUAUGGCAUGGUUACUCAGAGAACCUGCAUCAGACAAUUUUCAACAUGUUUUGAUUGCUUCACAGAUUCAAAGAUUUAAUUGUCUAUUAAGUUUUCUAAUACAAAACAAGUCCAUCAUCUUCUUGGAGAAGUUCUUACAAUAUAUGAAGGUUCUGAUGGAUAAUGUGGAGUUGAACAGUCUAUUUAACAAUGUUAAUAAUGCUGAUAUGAGGUUAUUUCUGAAGCAUAUGGACCAUGCUAAAGAUAUUAUUCAUCAGAGAGUACAGAAAAGUGGGGUAUUAGUGGUGGAUCCAGGAAAUUAUGUGCCAAAAGGGGAUCAUUUUUCCCAAAGUUGCUUUGAAAAUUACUCUGCAUCUGUUGUUCCAUUUUCAGAUCGGGACGUGGAGGCGAGGGAGGAUGAUAAGUUUGGGGUGAUAUGUAGUUCAGUUUUUCUCAGUCGAGGUGAUGCUCCACUUCUGGAUAGUGAGGCUGUUGUGAAAUUUAACCACAUUGAGUGGCAGCCAAGAAACUCAUGUGGUCGUAUUUUUUCGACAAAAGUGAUAAGCUCCCGUCUUGUUUUUGUAAUUGCUACAGUGGCUGUCUGUUUUGGGAUAUGUGCAGUUCUCUUCCACCCUCACAAGGUUGGGGAAUUUGCAGUAACCAUUCGCCGAUGCUUGUUUGACACCUCUUAGGUUGUGGAUUUUGCUUGAUCUGUACAUUUGUAUCUGUACGCUGUAAAAGCUGAAUCAAACCAGCUCUGGCAUGUACCAAUUUGCUCAUUCAGAGUCAUGUGCAUCUCCUUGGCUGCUGGGCAUUGGCUGCUGAAGUAGAUUUCUUCCACCGUUCUAGUUCAAUGCUUUGUUUCUUUGGUGGCAUUAUUAUUUCACCAAGCUCACCACCAUGCCAGCGUUUGAUCGAGGAUGGUUGCAGGUUUUUAAAAGAAUGUAGGCUCACUCUUACAGAAGUUCCAUUGGAAAUAUUGUGUCAGCUGUAGUUCACCCAUCCCUGUUGUACAUGAAAUCAUUGUGACAAAUAAUCAGAAAGGCAUUCUGUUUUGGGUAUCCUUUUUUUUGUUUUUAUUUUAGUUUUUUCUAGUUGAAAGGUACCUUCUAUUAUUUACAUUAUUCAUGUGUUAUGAAACAAUGGAGGUCCAAGUCUAGAAGGACAAGGGGUAUAAAGUGUUUUGAAAAUCAUUUCGCGAUUUUGAUGCGAUUUUUAAAAUUUCAGAAGUUCUCAAUAUUAUUCAAGCUUCAAGAA